This is a messenger RNA of Cuculus canorus (common cuckoo), 3562 nucleotides long. RefSeq names its product TNF alpha induced protein 8 (gene TNFAIP8). The record is from RefSeq and is a predicted model, not a curated record. The coding region runs from base 340 to 906 and encodes 188 amino acids. Lineage: Eukaryota; Metazoa; Chordata; Aves; Cuculiformes; Cuculidae. Gene Ontology annotation, molecular function: cysteine-type endopeptidase inhibitor activity involved in apoptotic process. The transcript is spliced from 2 exons. Gene Ontology annotation, biological process: regulation of apoptotic process. Gene Ontology annotation, cellular component: cytoplasm.
GCAGUAACUGUUAUUGGUGUUGCGCUGCUUGCUCAGCAGUGCAAUUUCCUUUCAGCUCUCUUUUCAAGGAAGUGAAACCACUGUGAUGUAUUUUUGCGUUCUGAGGUGCCAAAGCGAAAUGAAGCACUGCAGGCAGGGGAGAAAGGUAGCUGAGGGGAGCUGCUCCAACCGUGACGGGGGAAAACCCCAUAUUCAUUCUGUGAUAGCUUCUGACAGCAUUUCAAAGCACGUGUGUUGCCUUUAGCAGUAAGUAAGCCUCAGGCCAGUCUUCACCUCUGGUGUUUUGCUGCCUCUCUUUCUGCUGUCAGCAUUAACAAUUUCAGUUCCAUUUGAUGAGCAAUGGCCACAGAUGUCUUCAACUCCAAAAGUCUGGCCAUUCAGGCCCAAAAGAAGAUCCUUGGAAAAAUGGUGUCCAAAUCAAUAGCAACUACUUUGAUCGAUGAUACAAGCAGUGAUGUUUUAGAUGAGCUCUACAGAGUGACAAAGGAAUAUACACAAAAUAAAAAAGAAGCAGAGAAAAUCAUCAAAAAUCUCAUUAAGAUAGUCCUCAAAUUGGCCAUUCUCUACAGGAACAACCAAUUCAAUCAGGAUGAAAUAGCAUUGAUGGAGAAGUUCAAGAAGAAGGUUCAUCAGCUGGCUAAGACCGUGGUCAGUUUCCAUCAGGUGGAUUAUACCUUUGACAGGAAUUUUUUGUCCAAACUGUUAAACGAUUGUAGGGAGCUACUUCAUGAAAUCAUUCAGCGUCACCUAACUGCAAAGUCACAUGGACGUGUCAACAAUGUGUUUGAUCACUUCUCUGAUUGUGAAUUUUUGGCUGCCUUGUACAAUCCCUUUGGACCAUAUAAACUCCAUUUGCAGAAACUUUGUGAUGGUGUCAACAAAAUGCUAGAUGAGGGGAACAUAUAAGUACUUGUAUUAAAGUUGACUGCCUAUGCAUUAUUUGUAGAUGGAACACUGUUGAUUUAUGAAGGAUUAAGGGAGCAUGCAGAAAGGUGUUUUUUCUACAUUAUGAUAAAUAUUUCAAAAGUAUCUUUAUUAAAUUGAUUCCUUUCUAUGAGCUAUCUGUUGCUAUUCACAGCCCAUCUGGGAGAAAGACCGCACAUGACUUCUUUUAUUGUGCUUUGCUACAGAAACAGCUGGAUAAAGACAAUAACACAGAACAGCCCAAUUAGAGGAAAAGUCUUGCAAGAUAAGAUACACAAAACAAAAUAAUAAACUGUCAGACAGCCCAAAUCUUUCAUACACUUACAAAGUUAUUUCAAUUAUUAGAGCCCAGUAAUGUUAGUAACAGACUAUCAUGGUAAUAGUACACUCUAUAGUUUCUUUGGCUUAUUUGUAAAAUAUGUAUUUGAAUCAUUUAGUCUUUUACGCUCCCUGCACAGAUCACAGCUUCCUAGUGUUGCCCUUAUGAAGCAUUCAGUUUUAAAUAAUAUCAGUGAUGUUGUAGAGUGUUAAUGGGCUUGUUCAUCUCCAGCUCAGUGGUGAAAACUUCCUGUCUGCAAGGCUAAGUAUAUAGACCUGCACAGAUGUUUGCUUCCUUUGAAUAUAUGGGGAUUAUUUGAGGAAUAAGCUACAGUAAAAUAGCCUAGCAGGGGAAAAGUAUUCCCUAGGAAACACCUGCGGUACAUAAUGUUAUGUGAUAAGGUAGAACACAGUGACUGACCUGUGCAAUUCCUUAAGAUAUUUAGAAUCCUGCUAAGAGGUCAUAAUUCUGUUUGAAAAGGUGUGAGUCAUUUAUACUUUAUACAGUAGGCUGAUGUGUAUGAUGAUGUGAAUUCAGAAAACUUAAUCAUCUGAAAAUAAAUUCCAAGCCAGUUUGCUUUGUGUACAAUUAAACUAGAAAUAGAAAUUGGUUUUAUUGUUGUGUUAUAUACUGUUUAACUAAUGGAAAAAUGGCAUCUUGAAUAAAUUCUUUUCUUGUUUUCUCCCUUCCUACCUUUCAUUCUUUUUCUCCCUCAUCUGCUCUCUGACUUGGGGAUAAAAUAAUGUGACUUUCUAGACACUGUAUUGUACUUUAAAGCAUGAAUUUAAUACAUUUCAAACACCUGAAGACUUUUUUUUUUUUUUUGGAAGCAUAUAAAGAAUUUCCUGUUUAUUUAAUUGUGAAUGUUUUUGCUGUUUGCUGUGUCCUUUUGUUUUAAUGAGUAAACCAAAGACUAUUUGCACUCCAAACUUUUUAUGCCUUUUUCUUCUCCUUUGUUGCAUUUUUAAUUAUAAAGAACAAACCUGGCCUGUCUUGGCAAUCACAGCCUCUGACAUGUACUUUCAGCAUUAUUUUUGAUUUUUUUUAAGAGAGAAAGUUCACUUUUAUUCAUGGUUUGUUUUUUUUUUGGUCACUAGGCUCUCACUAGUCCAAGAAAGGUGCCAGAGAAGUGUGUGUUCAAAAUGUGAACUCAUGAUAUACAAGCCACUAGUGUCUAGCAGAGACAGAAAAUAAAUGUAUUACUAGGCUGGAAUGACUAGGAACUGAUGUCAGGAUAGUGCACCAAAAUUUGCUAGGAUGUAUAUUAUUAGCAUGACAUCCGAUGGGAUAUAGUUUAGGAUCCCUUCCCAUGUUUCACUUAACAAGUAAACACAUUGUACAUUUGUCCAUCAAAAUUGUGCGGAAAAAUGCAACAGCAUGAGGAAAAUCCUACAAAUUCUAAAGACUACAGCCUUCUUCCGCUUAGAAAUAGAAAGCUGUUUUCUUUCCUAGUUCUCUCUGAGGUGAGAAUAAAAAGGAACUUGACUUUAGAAAUUGAAACAGUUUGCUUUACAAAUUCUAUUUCUAAAUCAUGUUCUAGUUCUCCAAAACAGCAUAGUAUACGGAAUGGUAACAGUUAGUGCAAGGAUGUCAGGACAGUACCUGUUUUACAACCAGGAGCAAUAUAUGUACGUGCUGUGUAAACACGGAAGAUUUUCUUCAGCCAGACCAAGAAUGUGUUAACUGAUCAAAUUUAAAUUUUCUCCGUGACAAAAAUGUCUUAAAUGAUCUUUUUACAUUGUUGAGGAACACCUACUGACGUGUAUGUAGUCCAGAUAGAUAUAUUUUCAGGAAUACAGUACCUUCUUACUCAGUUGCAUUAUCUGGCCGUAUACUUUCUAGAAAAAGUGAAAGUUGCUCAAAGAGAUUUGAUUACAAGCAUAAAAACUUGACAAUUAGGAGAAGUUAUAUUUAGCUCACAGUCUAGUUACAUUCUUUGGAGAUGCUGUAACAAUAGUUCUUGUCUGGCAUUCAUUUUCAAUUACAAAGAGACUUCUGUAAUGACAAAAGAAAAUAAAUGUACUGGAUUUCCAAAGACCUACCUUUAUAGAUAACAGAACAUAGCAGUUAAGCUGUUAAUUUAUUAUUUUCAAUAGCAUACAGAAAUAACAGCUUUAAUUAUCAAAAAUCUGAACUAAAUUGAUAGUAUUUUUCCUUGCAAGACAGUGGGAACACAUAUGUUGUCAUAUUAAAGCAUCAGCCUAAAGCAUCAGCCCUUUAGCAAGAACUUGAUGUGUUCUUUGUCUAGCUGAGCUUAAAAAAGGUUACAGAGGUACUGUUCAAUUAUGGGCAGCAUAAAGCUACUACUCUGCUGUAAAC